UUCUCUCCAUAUUCUGUUCUGUGCGCGGCUUGAAAAGGCAGGAAUGAAGAUUAAAGAUACCAAAAGUGAAUAAAAGGAAAAGGAAAAGGAAAAGGAGAGUGUAUAAAGCAAGAGAUAUUAUUCUGUCUUGAGUGGUUUUGGUUGAGAAAUUAAACAUCUAGUUGUUCAUGUUGAUGCUACAUGAUGAGUUUCCAUGUUCCCCAGAAGCAAAAAGCAAUGUCAUUGCUACUAGCAGUACUCAUCCACUCACUAUUCAGGCUCACAAGAGCUGAAUCGAAGAAGCCAUGCAGAAGUUCUUGCGGCGACAUUCCCAUAGAAUACCCUUUCGGCAUAGACGAUGGUUGCGGAAGCCCCUACUACCGUUACAUUCUGGUGUGUUCCGAGUCGGGGAAGCUCGAAGUGAGAACCCCUUCAGGAAAAUACCCCGUUCACAACGUUAGCUACGACGAUCCACACAUCAUAGUCACUGAUCCAUUCAUGUGGAGCUGCGAGGACGGUGAAAACUAUCGCCCCACGAGGCCAUUCAGUUUGGACACCAGCACUCGCUUCAAGCUUUCACCUCACAACGAGUACCUAUUCUUCAACUGCAGCCAGGAUGAUGUCAUCGUGAAGCCCAAGCCAAUCCUCUGCGAGCGCUUCCCCGAGCACUGUGACUCUUCGUGCGACAGUGGAAGCUACCUCUGCAGGCACAUGCCCGGCUGCUCCUUUUCCUUCACUCCAACCUCUUGCUGCUCUUACUAUCCCACAGCUUCUGAAUCGCUGAGGCUCAUGCUCAAGUAUUGCACUAGCUAUACCAGUGUUUAUUGGAGAAACGAUGGUGCUCCUCAGCCUUAUUAUCAGCUUCCUCAAUAUGGGAUCAGAAUUGAUUUCGAUAUUCCCGUAACUACCCGCUGCCUUCAGUGCCAGGAUCCAUCCAAAGGAGCUGGAACUUGUGGAUUUGACACUCAGACUCAGAGUUUUAUGUGUUUGUGUAAGGACGGAAAUUUCACUACCCAUUGUAAAGAUUAUGAUGCUGCACAACACAAUAGAAAGGUGCAUGUGAUUGCAGGGACAGUUACAGCUGUUUCGGCUGCAGGGGCAUUUGGAAUUGGAGCUGGUAUUUGGUACUUGAAAAAAGUGAGAGCUAAAGCACCAGUAACAUGUGGAGUUCAAAGCAAUGAGAAUAGACUUUUUUGAAAACGACCAAAUAACGUGAACUAAUAAUUACAGAGUAUUAUAUAGUCCCGUAGCUGUAUCAGAUACAUACUCACAUAGAGGAUCAUAAAUUCUAAGCCAAACAUACUAACAGGGUAUCCCAAAAACACAAUUUAUGGGACCGGCAUUGUGAGUUAAUGCAGGCACCAUGUAGGCUGGAGCAGCAGUAAAAGAUUGAGUAGAUGAAUAAUUUGGGGCACAGCUACCAAAGCCAGAUGGUACAAAAUAAGCACCAUUUAGGAAUAAGUCCUUGGAAGACCUCCAUUUCCAACUCUUCCAGUUUUCCUUCACUUCCCUCUUGGUAAUCUGUCAUCCAACAACAACAUUCAAUUACUCAUGUUGAAGAAUAUAUGUAUCUUCAAAAAGAAAGGAUGAGGCCACAAUGGUAAUGAAUUUCAUGAUAUAUUUCUACCUGUUUUGCGUUUAGAUCAUUUGGUGCUACAUAAAAAUUCCCUUCACUCAAAAUGGUUGGGUUGGCACUGCCACCUAUAGCAUACAUUUUCCACUGAUCAUAUUUGUUGUUGACCACAUGGGCAUAACCAAAUCUUACCCUGCAUAUAUGUUCUUAUACAAGUGAAUACAGUAUUUAUUUUCAUCGAGUCUAUGCAAAUCCAUAAUCACUCUUACCUUGGCAUCCUUUCAGUUAGGCCACUAGCAAACUGGUUGAA
This is a messenger RNA of Cajanus cajan (pigeon pea), 1862 nucleotides long. RefSeq names its product LEAF RUST 10 DISEASE-RESISTANCE LOCUS RECEPTOR-LIKE PROTEIN KINASE-like 2.7. NCBI's taxonomy places the organism in Eukaryota, Viridiplantae, Streptophyta, Magnoliopsida, Fabales, Fabaceae. The record is from RefSeq and is a predicted model, not a curated record. Gene Ontology annotation, molecular function: polysaccharide binding.